CACAGGCUCUUUUUAAUGAAAUUCUACGGAUCUCCUGCUGCUUUUUUCUCCAACACUGUUUUUUCAUGCGUUAAGCGUGUCGAUACCUUUAAACAGCAAAGCUUCUAUAAAAAACAUCUGCUUAUUACCUUUUUCCUCCAAUUCGCUUCAACAAUAAUAUCCUUCUAAUGCAUUUGCGUAGCAUUGUUUGAUUUGUUUGUCCAGGAAAAGAAUAGGAAAAUGUGGCUUAUUAAAUAGAAAUCUUGAUGCGAUGCGAGACGCGAUUAACGACGCGAUAAAUGGAUUUUCAAGGGACGUCAAGCGGAUUUUUGCAGAACCAAUUAAAUAACCUCAUGACAAAAAUGUCCCUAUCACGGUCUGAUUUUAGCUUUUUUUUUUAAUGAUUAUAACAAUUUAGUCUCAAAAGUAAAUCUCUAAUUGACGAUUAUUCAGUAGCCAAUACAGUUCGGUACCGUUAUCAUACCGUAUGUGUUGAUAAUGAGUAUAAAUUUAACCUGAAAUAACUGAGACAGUUUUUCUGUUUGCCAAUAUAAGGGCAAAUAAAUGUAAAUUGUUUUUUUUUUGCGUCAUACUUAUACAUUGAAUUCGAAAAAAGUUAUCGUGACCGCACUUUUAUCCUUUUUCACAAUUUUUCCGUCAUCAUUUUUUUCUCAUUUUUCAUUGACUCACGUCAUUUAAAGUGAAUUACACACCUUCUGGAACAACCAAUCGAGAAAUAACAAAAAUAAUAGAAUAUGAAAAUCAUUUUUAUGACGUAGACCAUACUUUGAAGAAUUCUUACCAUAUUUUGUCAGAAUAGCUCGGUAGAAUUGGACCAGUUAAAAUUUAUUUACAAUAUGGACUUACGCACAUUUUCAACUGCGGUUAAAUUCGUUUACUAGUGACUCUUUAUCCUUACUCAAUUGUGAAUACAGUUAUAAUAUCAAUGGUAUAAAAUCCUAUCUAGCUAGCGGACGGGACAUAUCUGUCUACCUUCAGCGGAACUGAUUUCAUAUCCCGCGUGUAUAUUUCUGUUUCUGUGUAGAAUAAACAUAAAGUGGAUCUCAGUCUGAUAAAAACUGUCCUUGACAGGCUCUUGCUUUUAAGGCUUUUCCAUUAAAUUUCCCGGCAAUAUCAAUUUAAGCUGAUUUGAAUUUUAUUAGAUGGCUUGAAAAAAAAUUCUCGAUCACAAGGAACAAACUGGCGUUAUUAAUCAAUGAACACCAGCCACUCAGCUUAAGUAAGUGCUGUACACAAAAACACAUCACAUAAAUCCAACGCAAAAUCAUUUCCUGUAUUCAUAAACUAACAUAAACCUAAUUUUAUUCAGGUUAUACCUUUUUUCAAUAAACCAAGCAGAUGAUCUCGAACAACUAUAAAUUCUAAAAUGACGUAAGCGUCUUCUUGAGAAAAUUUAUUUUUGUGAAGUUACGAUUUGAAAAUAUGAGCAGAAAUUCUUCGAGCGAUUGCCCAAAUUCACGCCCAAAUAAUCACUUAUCAUCGCUAUUGCAACUGGAAGAAUUAGAAAACGAAUCAACGGAAGAAGACGUUUUAUUUUACAUUCCCACUUCCACAAGAGAAGAAGCAAUCGGUUCGAGUCGUGCUUCGGCCGAGCACUCGAUGACUAAUGAAGAGAACGUACCUUCAGGUGCGGAAGAAGCAGACGACAACUCAAGCGACCAAGUGUUCGGCCGUAGACAGUCGAAAAACCAUUCUUCGGGCAGUUUUUCACAAGUUGCUUCUGGACUAGUAGGAUUAGAACGCCUCACAAAAAAGCAGACUACAUGGAGCGAGGACUGCGAAGAGGACGACAGAGGACCUGCGGAUGUGUUGAUGGAUGUAUUCUGCUCCCAGUCCGACCCUUCAAUUGUCAAUGUCGACCACUUCCUCUCUGAGUUGCGUCGCACUGGUCUUCGGGAAGAUGACCCCCGACUGAAGGACACGGUGAAUGCAUUCCUGGAGUUCAAGCGCACACAUCACACAAGCAACAUCCCCUCCGACGAGUUCAGAAAAUGUGUGUCUAUGAACAUAGUGAUGUUGAGCCGUGCUUUUGGAUCCGAGCUAACUAUCAAAGACUUCGAAAAUUUCUGUGUCGACGUCAGAGCUAUCUUUGAAGAUUGUCGCAAAAACUCCGACGGUGCUAAUGCAACUUACAUUCCGCAAUUGGCCAAGAUGAAUUCGAACUACUGGGGCGUGUCUAUAUGCUCAAUUGAUGGACAGAGGGCCAGUUUCGGCGACUGUUCAGUGCCAUUCACAAUCCAGUCGGUGAGCAAGCCGUUGACUUACGCCGUCGUGGCCACCGAUCAUGGCUCCGAAUUGGUCCACAAGUAUGUGGGCUUCGAGCCCAGUGGACGCACCUUCAACGAAAUCACACUCGACUCCAAAAACCGACCUCACAACCCCAUGAUCAAUUCUGGAGCCAUCAUCACAACAUCUCUAAUACAACCUGGAAAAUCCCUCUCUGAUAAAUUUGAUUACAUCUUCGACAAGUUCAAGGAGUUGGCGGCGGGCGUGGGUCACGUGGGCUUCAACAACUCGGUGUUCUUGAGUGAGAAGUCGACUGCAUGGAGGAACUUCGCCCUUGGCUACUUCAUGAAGGAGCAUGACUGCUAUCCCCCCAACACAGACCUCACACAGAUACUGGACCUCUACUUUCAGAUAUGUUCUCUGGAGGUGACUUGUGAGACGCUGUCAAUCAUCGCUGCCACUCUGGCCAAUGGAGGAGUAAAUCCCCUAACAGAGAAGAAAAUCCUGGAGCCAGACGUUGUCAGGGACACUCUCUCAAUCUGCUUCUCCUGUGGGAUGUACGAUUUCUCGGGACAGUUCGCUUUCCAGGUAGGAGUGCCUGCCAAGUCUGCAGUUAGUGGGGCCAUCAUCAUCAUCAUUCCCAAUGUGUGUGGCAUCGCCUGCUUCUCUCCCCCGCUAGACAAGUGCGGCAACAGCGUCCGGGGAGUCGAGUUCUGCACUAAACUAGUGUCGCAGUAUGGAUUCCACAAUUUUGCACCCAAGUCCAGAUACGAUGAAAAGGGAUCAAAUCAGAUGAACCUGAUCAGCAUCAUGUUCUCGGCCUUGCAGGGGGACAUCUCUGCCUUCCGUCGGUUCUCCCUCCAGGGGGUGGAUCUGAACCAGAAGGACUACGACAGUCGCACCGCCCUGCACAUCGCCGCCUCCGAGGGACACCUAGAGGUUGUCCGGUUCCUAGUGGAGCGCUGCAGUGUCGAGCGACACCCCAUCGAUAGGUGGGGCAAUACACCAUUGACGGAGGCGGAGAGAUUCGGACACGGUGAAGUGGUCACGUAUCUUAAGAAGAAUGGCUUCUCCAGACGAAAGAAGAGUGCGGUUGGUUCCGGAGGCGGUGGGGGUCUCACAGUUGCUGCUACAAAUGGCCCCAAUGGGGAAUCGAGCACACCCACUCCCAAGUCAUCCACUGGCACCAGACCAGUGGCGUCACAGUUGAUCAACAACACUAACUGAUUGAGAUCCAUGAACCAAGAAGCAUUAUGUAGUGCUAACUGGAAAACUAAAUGACACAAACGAUUUAAAAAUACGCUCUUUUCUUUUUGUCUAGGAAAAUUCAGUAAACAACAAAUAAAA
Messenger RNA from Symsagittifera roscoffensis, 3573 nucleotides. Its product is annotated as glutaminase liver isoform, mitochondrial-like. The coding region runs from base 1423 to 3453 and encodes 676 amino acids. The record is from RefSeq and is a predicted model, not a curated record. Lineage: Eukaryota; Metazoa; Xenacoelomorpha; Acoela; Convolutidae. Gene Ontology annotation, molecular function: glutaminase activity; protein binding. Gene Ontology annotation, biological process: L-glutamine catabolic process. The transcript has 13 exons.